Molecule: messenger RNA, 3118 nt
Organism: Pangasianodon hypophthalmus (striped catfish)
Lineage: Eukaryota; Metazoa; Chordata; Actinopteri; Siluriformes; Pangasiidae
Gene: ilrun
Product: inflammation and lipid regulator with UBA-like and NBR1-like domains
Exons: 5
Coding region: 151-1002 (283 amino acids)
Biological process (GO): macroautophagy
Cellular component (GO): phagophore assembly site
Molecular function (GO): ubiquitin binding
Source: RefSeq, a predicted model, not a curated record
AGCUGACGUUGUGCGUGGUGACGUCACGCGUCCUCCUGAGCCAUGCGUACUGAGGGCUCGCCGUCGACUCGCGGCGCUUGUUGUUAUGAGUGAAGCAGGCCUCGGACUAAAUUAAAAAGUUCUCCCGCCGCUGCCCCGGGAAACCUGCUCAUGGAGGGCAUGGACGUCGAUCUGGACCAGGAGCUCAUGCAAAAGUUUAGUUGCAUGGGCACCACGGAUAAAGAUGUGCUGAUCUCGGAGUUCCAGAGGCUGCUGGGCUUCCAGCUGAACCCGGCCGGCUGCGCCUUCUUCCUGGACAUGACCAACUGGAAUCUUCAAGCAGCCAUUGGAGCAUAUUAUGACUUUGAGAGUCCAAACAUCAACACACCAUCAAUGUCUUUUGUAGAAGACGUGACAAUUGGUGAGGGCGAGUCCGUUCCCCCCGACACGCAGUUCACGAAGACGUGGCGGAUACAGAACACAGGAUCAGAGUCAUGGCCCCCAGGUGUCUGUCUGAAGUACAUUGGUGGAGACCAGUUUGGUCACGUGAAUAUGGUGUUGGUGAGGUCUCUGGAGCCGCAGGAAAUCUCAGACGUCAGUGUCCAGAUGCACAGUCCAGCCAAUCCAGGCAUGUACCAGGGCCAGUGGAGAAUGUGUACAGCCACUGGACUCUUCUAUGGAGAUGUGAUCUGGGUGAUCCUGAGCGUAGAGGUUGGGGGUCUGCUUGGGGUCACACAGCAGCUGUCCUCCUUCGAGACCGAGUUCAACACACAGCCACACCGCAACGUUGAAGGAGACUUCAACCCCUUCGCCUCACCGCAGAAGAACAAGCAAGACGCCAACGAAGAUAACCUAAAAGACACCAGAGGCCCCUGGGUGGCCCCGCUGGACUCCAUACAGCAAGAUCAAAAUGGACUCUCUCACAACUCUGUAAAUAUUACGCCAAAUGGUCUACAAAACAACUUAUCAGUAGUGACUUACAGCCAGGGCUGUCAUGGGCCCUACCCUUUUGGACAGUCUUAAGAGACAAGAAUCGUCACCACCAGGCAGCUCAGUGGAGCCGUCACUCUGGAAUCCCCCUUUUCUGCGGGGUUACGCAGGGGAGCAACAGAUUUUUCUUAACAGAUUUCUCAAGACUUGACAACCCUACUCUCCCCUUGCAUUACAACACAACCUAAGAUAUGGACAAGGCUGUUUGGUUCUAAAUCAACAUUCAGCCAUCUUCAACACGCAUGUGUGAAUGCUAAAUUAAGAUGAGUGCUAGAAAUCCUCAAAGUCAAAUACACAGGUUUUUGUUUUUAUUGUUGCGUUGCUGCAAUAGUCAGGUGAGCUGGUGUGUAUGUGUGUGCGUGUGAGUGUGAGAGACAGGUAGAGUAUGUGUGCUUGUAAGCUUGUGUGUGGACCAUGCACAAAAGAGAUAUGAAAAAAGCCAUUGAAAAAUAACUUUUGCUUGUCAAGAAGUUUUUAUAAUUUACUUUGUGAACUGUAUGAUUUUACUGAGAAAUCACUUCAGUUUUUAAAAAUUUUGAUUCGUUCUAAACUGCUCGACAAUUUGUCGUCAUUUUUCCUGAGUUAUUAUAGGAGAUCUCAGCAGUACUUCUAAAAGUUAAAAUAGCUUUCAGGAUCACUACACAAACUCAACAGUAGUGCUUGUUAAAGGCCAGAAGGUGGAACUGUUGAACCUCUGAACACAUACAAACACAGCUAUGAAAACUGUAAAGCUUAACAGGCCCCUCAAUUUUGCUGAGCAAAUUUCACAACCAUGGAGUUUAAUAGCUCCCAACUGCAUUGUUAUUGUAUUGGUAGGCCCUGUGAUAUUUUCUCUGUGGUCACUUGUGUGAUGUUCAUUUUCCUUUGAAGGCCGAGAGCUUUUGAGAUUGUGUGGUGGUUUAAAUCCUAGCAGCUCACAAUUAUGGCAUAAAUGUUUAGCUCAAGCAUUAACUUCAUGAAAACUGUUUUUAAUGCAAGAGUUUUCAGAAGCACAUUGUUAUGGAUUAUUUAGGUUUUUUUUUUUGUUUUCUGUUUUUUUUUUUUUUUUUUCAGAUCCACAAAUUUUUACAAAUUAAAUUUAUCAAACUCUCUUCACUCUUUUUUUCUUCUUUCAUAACUGACAUUUCUUAUUAAACCCCAUGUAUAAAAUGCAGACAAAAGAAUAUAUACAGGGAAAUAAUGUUUAGCCUAAAUCAUGUUUACAGAUCAAGGUUAUGAAAGGACAUGAUGUAUUCAGUAUAUGUAUUACAUACUAUUUAUAUAAUUUAAAUGAAAUUUAAACUUUGUAAGAAUAUUAACACUGAGUAUUGCAGAUUGUUCAAUUUUAAUGUAAUACAAUAAUGAAAUUGGCUGAAAUAAGUGUGCAGUAUACCAGUUUAAGUCACCAUGUAAAACAAGCCAUCAGAAAACAUAUGCAUUGCAGAUGAUGCUUUGUGUCCACAGUUGCUGUCAUGUUAUGAUAAAUAGCUAAUUGGAAUUUCAUUUUAUGAUGAUGAGCUACACUAAGAAACAUUUGGAAAAAUGAUUCUCUUUGCUAUGCAUCUGGUGACUGAUGAAGGGAUUGUCAUUGAUGACACAUGUGCUUUGUCUUUGUUUUCUAUAUUGUAUAUGUUUUGGUUCAAAUCACUGAUUAUCUAUGCAGUGUUUGAAGGGGAUUAUCUGUGUUUUUGUUUCUCCAGGUAAACACACUAUGUUGAAAAUCAUCAAUGCCGUAGAGCUAGCUGAGUUUGUCUUUGAUUGCCAUAGAGAUUAGACAGGGAAAAUUCCUUCAGCUUUCUCGAUUGCGAAUAUUGUGUGCAGCCCACAGCUCAAGGACAGUGUCAUUGUUUCAUGAGUCAAGUCUUCCUUGGAGUUGUUUUAGUGAAUGUCCUCAUCCCAACUGCACAGAUAUAAUUAUUUCUCAUUGACUAUUGCUGUCUGGCUUAUGUGUGCGAGAGGCUAUAUUUGAGUGAUAAGUAGCUCUGUUGUGCUUUCUUUUUAAAUUUCUUUUUGUUUGCUCUUUGAGUUUUCUGCACAGUGGCAUGGUGAAUGGAUGAGCAUAGAGAUCUAUGGUAGCACAUUUAACAAGAAGAGAAAAUACAGAAAUGAAACCUUUUUCCUGUAUGUGUAAAUGAACAUUUCUAUAAUUAAAUCAAUACUUAAGAAUUAA